UUUAUAAAAGCCUCCGGGUUGAAGUGAACCUCAGAGAAACUCCAGUGAAGGAAGAGACGACCUGCAGAGAUGGACUACUUCUUCUAUUUCUCCAUUCAAACAUGGACUCUGCUGAUCGCCUUCGUCACACUCUUUUUUGUCUACGCCAACUGGACAUAUGGGGCAUUUAAGAAGAUGGGCAUUCCUGGUCCCAGUCCUGUCCCUUUGUUUGGCACUAUGCUGGCAUAUAGAAAGGGAUUCACCAAAUUUGAUCAGCAGUGCUUUAACAAGUAUGGAAAACAUGGGGGUAACAUCUUCGACGGCCGUCAGCCCGUGCUGUGUAUCACAGACCCUGGCAUGAUAAAAACUGUUUUGAUAAAGGAGUGUUACUCUCUCUUCACCAAUCGCAGAAAUUUCCAUCUGAAUGGGCCGCUGUAUGAUGCUGUGUUCAAUGCAGAGGACGAACAGUGGAGGAGGAUUCGUAGCAUCCUCUCUCCAUCCUUCACUUCAGGAAGACUGAAAGAGAUGUUUGACAUCAUGAAACGGCAUUCUGCUAACAUGAUGAGCAGCUUUACAAAGAAAGCAGACAAGGAUGAACCAAUAGAGCUGAAGGACGUCUUUGGAUCCUUCAGCAUGGACAUAGUUACCAGCACAGCCUUUAGUGUUGACAUCGACUCUCUCAACAACCCUUCCGACCCCUUUGUCGCCAACAUUAAAAAGAUGCUGAAGUUUGACCUUUUCAGCCCUCUCCUCGUCAUUAUUGGGUUCUUUCCUUUCAUGGGUCCCAUUUUUGAAAAAAUGGAGCUUUCCUUUUUCCCUAAAUCUGUGACAGAUUUCUUUUAUGCCGCACUGCAGAAGAUCAAGUCAAGUCAUGCUAACGGCAAACAAAUGAAUCGAGUGGACUUCCUUCAGCUGAUGAUUGACUCCCAGAAAAACAGCGGCCCCAGUGAAGCAGAUCAGGAUAAAAGUUUAACCGAUCAUGAGAUCCUCUCCCAGUCAAUGACUUUCCUCUUUGCUGGCUAUGAAACAACCAGCAGCACUCUGACUUUCUUGGCUUACAACCUGGCAAAAAAUCCCGACGUCAUGAAAAAGUUGCAGCAUGAGAUUGACACCACCUUCCCUAACCAGGCUCCUAUCCAGUACCAACCACUGAUGCAGAUGGAGUAUCUGGAGGGUGUUAUCAACGAGUCCCUCCGCCUGUACCCCAUUGCUCCACGUGUGGAGCGUGUUGCCAAAGCAACUGUGGAGAUCAACGGCAUCGUGAUUCCAAAAGGGAUGGUCGUCAUGGUUCCCACGUGGCCGAUGCACCGGGACCCCGAUGUGUGGCCUGAACCCGAGAAAUUCAAACCGGAGAGGUUCUGCAAGGAAAACAAAGACUCCAUUGAUCCGUACACCUACAUGCCGUUUGGGUUGGGGCCGAGAAACUGCAUUGGGAUGCGGUUUGCUUUGGUGAUGAUUCGCCUUGCCCUGGUGGAGAUCCUCCGGAAGUACAACUUCACCGUGUGUAAAGAGACUGAGAUCCCCUUGGAGUUGGACAUUCAGGGUCUAGUGGCUCCAAAACGUCCCAUCAAACUGAAGCUGACGCUACGUUCUUAACCUUCCAGCUAGAAAAAAACAAAACAAAAACAACACAAAAGAUUUAAACUGAGAUGUGUACAUAAAAGCACCAUGUAAACAUUUCAAUACAACAGCACAGUUGUGUGUGACUCUAUAUCACCUCAUCCUCACCUUGGAGGCAAAUAAAACUCCAAUUUACAAUGAA
Acanthochromis polyacanthus (spiny chromis) is the source of this 1741-nucleotide messenger RNA. RefSeq names its product cytochrome P450 3A56-like. The coding region runs from base 70 to 1575 and encodes 501 amino acids. The record is from RefSeq and is a predicted model, not a curated record. NCBI's taxonomy places the organism in Eukaryota, Metazoa, Chordata, Actinopteri, Pomacentridae. The transcript is spliced from 13 exons. Gene Ontology annotation, molecular function: heme binding; steroid hydroxylase activity; iron ion binding.